Messenger RNA from Prunus armeniaca (apricot), 669 nucleotides. Lineage: Eukaryota; Viridiplantae; Streptophyta; Magnoliopsida; Rosales; Rosaceae. The record is from the annotation of a GenBank genome assembly.
AUGGACAGCAACUACAGAUUCCUUCCCACUGAAGAAGAAUUGGUGAGCCACUUGAGGAACAAGAAACAGGUUGACCACAUCAUCCCUGAGAUUGAUAUCUGCAACUACGAGCCUUGCGAUGUGCCUGGGUUGUAUGCAGGGCUGUUCACAGAGCCAGACUCGCCAUAUCAGGAUAUGUUCUUCUUCAGCCCAAGGGAUUACAAGUACAUUGACAACAACUAUGCUCGCACUAACAGCGCCACUGCGCGAGGCUUCUGGAAAACCACAGGCAAAGAACGUGUGAUCAAGGCUCGAGGGUCCAUUGUGAGAAAGAGGACCUUGAUCUUCUAUGAAGGUCGGGUGCCUCCAUGUCCAUCUAACAAGACCAACUGGGUCAUGCAUGAAUAUUGUCUCAUUGAAGAUGAAGCCAACCCUACUCCUAAGCUGGCCCAGCAGGAGCAGAGGGAUUUUGUUCUGUGUUGCUUGAAGAAAAAACAAGAUAAGAAGGAUACUUCAAUCUUUGCUCAACCUGAUGAAUGGCCCUUGAUUUCUGAGAGUAGGUCUUUGAGUGUAACCUACAGUUUUCAAGUGACAUUCUGCUAUCUUGGAUCAGUGUGCCUCAAAGACAAUGCCAAGAUUGGUGAUUAUUUAAGCAAAAGGGCUCUUUUGUCUUUACGGUUGGGUUUUUAA